AUGGCUCUGCCUGAACCCCUGGACCUCGGUUUCGUUGUCUUGAUCCCGCAACAGCGCGAGGGCAGCGACCUCGCAGAAUUGGUCUUGAAGGCCAAGGAUGCUGAGCUGACCGACCAGGGGGUGACCCAAAUGACAGAUUACAUUGAUCGCUUCCUCGAGUUCGAGGGUGUCAAGAAGAAUGGUUUUUCAAUGGUGUACGACAUGCGCUUCCUCCGUGUACCCUCCAUGAAGAUCGUCAUGCGCUUGGCAGAGUGGGGUCGCGAUCCCGCACGCACAGAAACCUUCCAGCGCAUGAACAAAGCUUGUAAAGUGGUUGUGAGCGAGGGUCUGAAAACUCGCCUUGCAAAGGGGAUCCUCACUACGUUCUUCUUUGUUUGCCCGCCUGUCUGUGAUACUUACCUUUUGACGGCUACAGAUCAGCCCGAGUCUGAGGGAGUGUAUUUCGCACCGCCUCCACCUACUUCGGAUGAGCAGACGGAUCCCGAUGAUGAGGAGAGAGACGACAAUGCCCAGGGAG
This is a messenger RNA of Symbiodinium sp. CCMP2456, 517 nucleotides long. The record is from the annotation of a GenBank genome assembly. Lineage: Eukaryota; Dinophyceae; Suessiales; Symbiodiniaceae.